Molecule: messenger RNA, 2574 nt
Organism: Closterium sp. Yama58-4
Lineage: Eukaryota; Viridiplantae; Streptophyta; Zygnematophyceae; Desmidiales; Closteriaceae
Source: the annotation of a GenBank genome assembly
AUGGAUGCUUUCGACAGCGGUGCUUCUCCUCCGCCCCGCCGUCUCGAACCCGAUCCAUUCGCGCGCCUAUCAGACGAUCUCGUCGCGUGCAUUCUCGCGCUCGUCGCCUCCAACGGCGUCCGCUUCCUCCCCAACCCGCGCCUCACAACCGCCGCCGCCACCGCUGCUUCUGGCACCAACACCGCCACCUCCGCCGCCGGCGCCGCCGCCAGUGCCGCCGAUGCCGCUGCGGAGGAUGGCGGGGAUGACGGCAGCGGCGGUGCUUCCGCGGAGCGCGACGAUGGGUUUAUGGCUCGAAACGUAGGGAACGAAGUUAACGGGUCCGUCAACAGCGAGGACGAGGAUGCGCAUGGCGAUGCGAGCGAGGACGAGCUGCACGAGAGCAUCGAGCGGGCAGUGAAAAGCAACUGCGCGCGCUUCGUACGCGUCGUUGAGCUAACCUCUGCCAUAGCUCUCGAGGUGGCCGCGAACGCCGGCAACUACGAGCGAACCAUGACCGUUCCUAUCGACCCCGACGCACCCGUCACGCCGUCAACGGAGCAUAUCCUCGCCUCCCGCCUUUCCGCCCUCCCCUUCCGGGACCUCCGCGGCGAGCUCCGCGCCCCUUCCGCCUCCGCCUCCGCCGUUCACUGUGUUCCGCCACGCGCUCACGCCAUAACAGACGAUCUCCUUUACUCCAUCGCCGCGGGGUGCGCGCGCUCCCUCACGCACAUGUCGCUGUAUCGCCACAGGAACCUGCGCUCCUGGGAUCAGAACCUCGCAUUUGGCGAUCUUGACGACGCCGUCACGAAAGUAACCGAACCCGCCGUUACCGCCCUCUUCGCCGCCUGCCGCCGCCUGGUCAGCUUGAAACUCGUGCUGCCCGUGUGCCUGCCCGAGCUGCCCGCUUCCGUGAGUCUUCUGCAGCAGCUGACUAGGCUGGAGGUUUCGUGCGGCCGAGUCGAUUUCGAUUUCGCGGGUGCUAUUAAUGACGCGGACGCGGCACAGGAGGAAGAGCUUCCGGAGGGCGUUGGCUCGCUCUCCGCGUUACGGUCUCUCAGCAUCCGCGCUCCUUGCGUGCGCGCCCUCCCGCACACCCUCUCCCGCCUCCACUCCCUCACCUCGCUGAAAAUCGACCACUGCGUCACACUCCGGCAGCUGCCCGACGGCCUCGGGCAGCUAAAAAAUCUGCGACAUCUGCAGUUGGCGGACUUACAAGCCCUGCACUCCCUAUCCGACUCCAUCGGCCUCCUAUCGUCCCUUGAAACCCUCCAUCUGCGCGCCGUCAUGGCCACCACUCUCCCAGACUCCUCCGCCCACCUCUCCUCCCUCAAACGCCUCCUCCUCUCCAGCCUUCCGCACCUGCAAUCGCUGCCUGACUGUGUGGGCGAGCUGCCCUCGCUGCAAGAACUGACCGUUCAGUACUGCCCUCGCUUCUCUGCUCUCCCGCGCUCACUCUCCGCCCUCGCCUCCCUCACCGCUCUCACCGUUCAGCGCUGCGGUUCUCUCGCCGCCUUACCGGAGGAUAUCGGUGACGCUCCCCGCCUCGCCUCUCUCGUUCUGGAAGAGCUUUCCUCGCUUGCGGCUGUUCCGGAGUCAGUGGCUCUCCUCUCCUCCCGCUGCAAAGUGCGAGGGUCUCACGUCGCUGCCGGCGUCUUUCGAUGGGCUGCACUCGCUCUCUCAGCUGCAGCUUCUCGAAUGUUCCUUGGAUUCCCUGCCCGAAGAUUUCGGGCAGCUGUCCGCGCUAACCGAGCUACAUCUGAGCGAAGCCUUCCAACCUUCAUGCCUGACCGUGUAGGUUCAGAUGAGGAGAGUGACGAUGAGGAUUAUGUCUACUAUAAGUCGCGGGACCCUGCACUUACAGACCUCCCGAGCACGUUCGGGCAGCUCGCAAAUUCUUUAACUGCCCUCGAGAUUCACAGGUGCCAUGAGAUUCAGCAGCUGCCAACAUCGUUCACCCAGCUGACUCGCCUGCAGCGGCUGUGCAUCUCCAACUGCCACAAGCUGAGCGGAAUGCCCGCAGGGUGGGGCAACCUUGUGGGCCUGCAGGAGAUCCUAACCCUGCACACCCUCCCCUCGCUCUCCCCGCUCCCUCCUUCAAUCACAGCCCUCACUCACCUCCAGCGCCUGCAUCUCAGCCACAUGGACUUUUCCGACCUGCCCGAGGACCUCGGGCAGAUGAAAGGGCUGCGUGUACUGACCAUAAACACCGCGCCGAAGCUCCUCGCGCUUCCUGCCUCCCUCACCCUCCUCACCUCCCUGCAGCACCUCAUGGUCUCGGAAUGCGAGAAUCUCCCUUCUCUACCAGAAGACGGAUUUGGCAAUCUCUCCUCUCUCGUCUCUCUCACGCUCAAAGAGCUGCCGCUGCUGCAGAAGCUGCCUGCGGCCGUGGCACACCUGCCGUUGCUGCAGGUGCUGGACGUGCAGGAGUGCGAAGAGCUGUGCGAGCUGACCGAGGGGUUGGAGAGCGCGAGGAGCUUGUGGGAGGUGUACAUUGAGGGGAGCAGCGGAUUGGAGGAUUUGCCCCAGGCGCUGCUAGUGCAAGCAGGCAGGAUUCAGGUGCAUGCAGGGGAAGAGAGUUACAAUAUUGAUUAG